GCCUUCGUCAUGAUUGGAACUAUAUUUCAAAGAGUUCAAAGAGUUGAGGAACUUUUUUCGACCCUGGAAUGAUCUCUGGAGGCCAUUCGGAAACAUCCCUCGAAGUUGAAUUUUAUCGAGCUUGAACUAGAUCAAUUUGCCAGGGAAAAUAAUUACUUUUGUAAACGAUAGUCGUAUAUUUCAUAAGUAAAUGAAACUCUUUAGCUCGCGUAAUGUUUUCCAUCUUGAACAAAAUUGUCUGCCGCGUGCCGAACCACGCAUAAAGGAUGGGGUGACCUUUGAAGAAAAAAAAAAAUGUAAACGGAGCGUGUAUAUGUAUACUUAGCGGAGCGGGUACACGAAUUCAGCAACAGUUGGUUUUGUACGUAAAAAAAAAAGUAUUCAGCGGUGGGACGUGCCACGUGUAGAUAGCAUUUAUUUUUGAAACGAUAGGGAAGCACGAUAAGAUGAUAGAGAACCAUAACGAUACAUGUAUACAUGUAUAUUGGAAGUAUAAGAUAAAAGCGAUCUUAAGCGAUACGAUUUUGAACAUUCUUCCCUAAUCAAUUACUGGCAGUUAGGUAACGCUCCUCGUUAGUAGAAACGUCGAAAGUUCCACUCCGUUUAAAAGUUAAUUCGAUCGAGUUGAAUCAUAUUCGAAGGUAGCCAUAGAAACAUGACGCAAACUCUGAGCUUCUGUUUGCAUCGCGGCGGGUAACUAGUAGCGCGAUUGUUAGUUUAGCGUGCCAUGAAUUGUGACAAUUUGCAAUUAAUCUACGUUGAUGCGUUGACAGGUUUGAAUACGAUCUUCGCGGGAAGUGGUUACAAUGGACCGGAACUAUCAGACGGUUGAAAUGGGAGCGGGCGCGUUUCAUCAUCCACCGAGAGCUAAAUACAGCGAGGAGACGAGAAAUCUAAUCAAACUUUUGAUGGAAGAGUCUAAAGUGACCAUGAUGCAGAGGAAAUCUAUUCAAGAAGCGAUCGAUAAGGGUGAAUCCUUGCCGCCUCCCAUGGAAAGAUCAAGCGGAAAAAUAAAUAAACAUGAUUCCGAGUAUCGAGUAAUGAUGCCUACGGUUUGGAAAAAACGGUCGCAAGAUAUGAUUAUUAAAAGCGGGGCGUACGAAAGAGAACAGUAUAGGAGAACAUCUCCUUUACCCAACAAAGAAAGACAAAAGCGUCAUUUGGCUUGUAUGAUGACGUAUGGGGAAGACAUGCCGGAAACUCCUCACGGUCCAAAAAUACUUCACAAAACAAGGCGUGAACCACGUUUUCCUGACGAUGUUGAUCCUAUCGACGAUUUGGUACGAGGAAUUCAAGAAAGAAUGGAAUUCCUAAACGAUAUGGAAUGCUUAGGAAUGGAAAAGAAAUAUCGUCCUAUUAUACAACAAGAAAUAGCGCAUAAGUUACGAUUAAUUGAAUCGCUCGACAAACAAAAGUCUAAAGAAGUUCGAAAGGAGAUGAAGUGUCUUGAAAAGUCAUUACCCAAACCACUCCCUUUAGGGCAACUGGAUGAAAACUAAUCAU
Molecule: messenger RNA, 1503 nt
Organism: Hylaeus volcanicus
Lineage: Eukaryota; Metazoa; Arthropoda; Insecta; Hymenoptera; Colletidae
Product: UPF0193 protein EVG1-like
Exons: 5
Coding region: 807-1499 (230 amino acids)
Source: RefSeq, a predicted model, not a curated record